This is a messenger RNA of Penicillium cinerascens, 1617 nucleotides long. Its product is annotated as cytochrome P450. Lineage: Eukaryota; Fungi; Ascomycota; Eurotiomycetes; Eurotiales; Aspergillaceae. The coding region runs from base 1 to 1617 and encodes 538 amino acids. Gene Ontology annotation, molecular function: iron ion binding; oxidoreductase activity, acting on paired donors, with incorporation or reduction of molecular oxygen; heme binding. The transcript is spliced from 3 exons. The record is from RefSeq and is a predicted model, not a curated record.
AUGGAAGAGCAUCUGGUUCCUUUGAGUAUAAUUCCCAGAAGCUAUGUCCUUGCUUUGAUACCCUUAGUUAUCUACCUGCUCUACAAAUGGACACUGGUGACCGACAUCCCUCACAUCAAAGGUCUCCCGGAGAUUCCCGGUGCAGUCCCAAUCUUCGGCCAUCUCCUCAAGCUUGGUGACGAUCACGCCACCGUUUGUGAACGGUGGUGGAGGGAGUAUGGCCACUCUGUCUUCCAGAUCAAGCUCGGCAACACACGGGCUGUCGUCGUUAACUCCUUUGAUGACUGUCGAAAGAUGCUUCUUGGGCAUCAGAGUGCGGUGAUUGACCGACCAAAGCUCUAUACCUUUCACGGAGUGGUAAGCAGCACGCAGGGAUUCACCAUCGGCUCCUCGCCUUGGGAUGAUUCGUGCAAAAAGAAGCGUAAAGCGGCGGGAACAGCCUUGGGACGACCGGCUUUGCGUAACUACCAUCCCAUGUUCGAUUUGGAAAGUUACUGCAUUGUACGCGACGUUUAUCGCGACAGUUCAAAUGGUGCCAUCGAGCUGAAUAUCAGACCGUACAUUCAACGAUUCGCUUUGAACACGACCCUGACCCUCUGCUAUGGUAUUCGUAUGGAUGCCGUCUACGACGAUCUUUUGCGUGAAAUUCUCCACGUCGGAUCCGCAAUCUCCCUUCUCCGAAGUGCAUCGGAAAACCUGCAGGAUUACAUCCCGGCCCUACGCUACGUCCCAAAUAAUGAGAAGACAGCACGCUCAAAAGAGCUGCGAGAUCGUCGAGAUGCUUAUUUGAAUCUUUUGCUGGACAAAGUACGCGCAAUGAUCAAGAAAGGCACCGACAAGCCUUGCAUCUCUGCGGCAAUCCUCAAAGACGAAGAGACAAAGCUCACCGGAGUCGAAGUCUCUUCGAUUUGCCUGUCGCUAGUUUCUGGAGGUUUCGAGACCAUCCCGGGCACCUUGACUUCCACCAUCGGCUCGCUAUCUACCCCCGAAGGACAGAUCUGGCAAGACCGCGCUUAUGAAGACAUCAAGCGAUAUUACCCUGAUACCCGAGACGCAUGGACUAGCUCUAUCUACGAGGAGAAAAUUCCAUAUGUGAACGCAAUUAUCAAGGAAGCCGGACGUUACUAUACAGUUAGCGCCAUGAGCUUACCCCGAAAAACGGUCACAGAGGUCAACUGGAAUGGUGCAAUCAUCCCACCGGAAACGAUGAUGUUGAUCAAUGCGCAGGCGGGUAACCAUGAUGUGGACCAUUUUGGACCCGACGCAGGGAAAUUCGACCCCGAAAGGUGGCUGAAGUCGCUCGAUCCCCCUGUAGAAAGAGAAGGAAACGGACUCCUCCAUUUGAGCUUCGGUGCCGGAUCGCGCGCCUGCUCCGGCCAAUACAUCGCCGCCAGACUGUUAUACUCCGCCCUCAUUCGUCUGCUCACUUCCUAUAAGAUUGUGGCAAGCGAGGAAGAUCCCCCUAAUACUGACUAUGUCGACUACAACCAAUUCAAGACGGCGCUAGUUGCUAUUCCAAGAGACUUCAAGGUCAGAUUAAUUCCAAGGGACGAUGCAGUUACCAGCGACUGCUUGAAUGCGGCGGAACUUCGUACCAAGGAGCACUACAAGGAAUGA